Molecule: messenger RNA, 6213 nt
Organism: Porites evermanni
Lineage: Eukaryota; Metazoa; Cnidaria; Anthozoa; Scleractinia; Poritidae
Source: the annotation of a GenBank genome assembly
GUCGCGUUCUCGGCCAUCUUGUUUAAUCUUCAGAAAUUUGUGUGUGGCAUUUUCUGCAAAGAAACCAAGAGAAGAUGGCGUAUAAAGGACAGAAAGUUCAAAAAGUUAUGGUCCAGCCUAUUGUAUCCUUUAAAAAUCACUAUAGAGAGAAUUUAGUUAAUGCUAAAGGCAGCAAACCCUUGACGUUCGCUAAGCACGUGCUUUGAGAUCAAGCUUCGUUUGGUAAGCUCACAUAAAACUUGUAUAACUUAAAAGUAGCCGUAACAAAUAGAUCGCGCAGGAUCUUAAAUUACGUGUUAAGUUUUCAGGUAGCGGGUAGUGAUCAUUCAAAAUGUGAAGUUCAUUUGUUUUGGGAGUUGAAAAAACGAAGGUACGCUACAAACAAGCUAUAAACAUGUUGUCAAACCAACAAUUUGUCAAACCAACUUCUGUUUGUAUGAAAUAAAACAAUAGACCUAGGCAAGCAUAUUACUAGAAAUAAUCAAAGAUUAGCGAGUGAGGAGAGUUCUGAGCUUAAGUUAAAUUGCACUGGAAGGCUAGUAGAGGGAACUUUAAGUAGUAUCAAAGAGGCCCUGCCAGGGUAAAUUCCGACAAGCGACAUGGCCCAAAAAGUAGCGACAGCGCGUAAAAUGAAAUCGCGACAAGAGGCAACCUCCCUCUGCCAAAUUACGACAGUGACGACAAAGCCGACAAUAAGCGACAAGCAUUAUAAACACCGACACGAGACAUUUUAAAAUUCAGACAGGAGACAUGGGACCCCCCCUGGCAGGGCCUCAUCAAAGCAAACCCCUUCGAAACCCACAGGGCGAAGUUGACCGAGGUUCCAUAACCUGUUUCCUUGCUAGCAGAGGUCUCUUUUUACUUUGUAUUCGGUGAAUGAUAGCAGCUUGAAAGUGGCCUGUGCUAGCAGGGAUAUAACCUGUGCAACGAAAUCAUUAUUUUGUGUGGUGCCCUCAACUCUAGAAAAUUGUUGAGUUGAAAGGUGACAAUACUGCAGAUAAACACACCUCCACAAAAUAAAAAUGACUGAUGAAUCCUCUUUGAACAAGGUUUCGUUGACUUCUUUAAUUUACUAUGCUCCCAGUGAUCUCGCUUUACUUAUCCUGAUCUGGGUAAUCCCAAGGGAAUGUACCCUUAGGGCUCAUCCACAUGUAGAAAAUGGAAAGAAAACUCUCUGUUUUCAAAAAUGUUUUUAUUUGUGUGGAUGGGGCCUUAGCUGCUUGUUUUCUUCCUUUUUUAGAAGUUUUUGUUUGCAUCUUUAAUGUUUGUCCUAUUAUUUUGAUGUAAAGCCCUACAGAUGCCUAAUGAACUCUUUGAAAGAGCAGCUUUGUAAAGGUCAUGUGUACAUUUUCCUUAACUUUUUGUUCCACAGAAUUUGAUCUUUCGGUACUUGCAAAAUGUAAGUAUUGUUUAAAUAGUAACUGUUGUUGUAAUAAUUUUUCUGGUUUGUCUACUACAUCUACCAUUACCAUUAAAAUACAGUGUUGAUUUUUAUAGAUUUGCUAACUUCUUAUUAUAAUAGUGAGUUUACGCAACUGGAUGGCAGAAAGAAGAGGAUGGCAAAAUGCUUGUGUGUGACAAACGUGACAGGCAUGUUACUUUUAUGUGUUUUCUGGUGAUCUUCACUUAAGUUAGUGUUUUCUGGUGUUUUACAAAAAGACCUCUUUAAUUAAGGGAAGAUAAAGUUCAGCGGAAAUGUUUUUAAAUCAAAAUUAUUGUCAUGCUUGUCACACAAAUUUUGCCGUCUUCUUCCCUCUCUCGUCCUGUUUCAUAAGCUUACUAAUAUUAUUUGUUUUCUCAGAGGUCAAGAAUUCAGAUUUGGCUUUAUGAGCAAGUCAACAUGAGGAUUGAAGGCCAUAUCAUUGUGAGUUACUGAACCACUCAGUGAAAUGUAACAGUACUAGCAGUAUAUUUAGGACCCUUUCUAAAAGUCAGAACCAGGUGACUAGAUCAGUAAUUUUGGAAAUGAAAGCUAGUCUUUUCUCCAAAUUUUUACUAAAACCCAUCACAUCCCUGUUAUAGCAUUUUAAGAUAAACUGAACUGGCUGUACAAUCCUGAUUAAUAUUCUGUGCUAUUACUAAUACUAUUGAUAUCUAUUUUUUAAUUUAUUAUAUAAUAUUUGCAAUAUUAAUAUUUAUUUUUAAUUCAUCCUCAAAGGUAUUAGCAUCUUAUUGCUAUCUUCCAAUUCACAAAUAAAUAAAGAUUUUUGCAGGGUUGCCAAAAUGUGCCGGUGACUGGUGCUAUUGCUGGCUACUUUGAAAGUUUUGCCGGCUAUAAAUUGUUGGAGAAAAGCGUAAACAUCAAUGAUUAAAAAAGUUGUAAAGUAGAAAUAGAAGAAGGAAUUGUUUCAAUCAUGCCCUGAAUGUUCUUUUUCGUGAUUUUUGACAUGAUUUCGUAUUAGCCGUAAUAUGAUACCCCCGAAGCGAAGAAAAAUAGCGUAGGUUUGUUUACAUUGUCAAGCUAUCUUUAAAUAAUCUUUCACUGAGAAUGAAGAAAGAAAGAGACACAAAAGCUUUCAAGUGUCUGUUUUUUGGAAAAUUGUCGGUGUUGACGUUCUAUUUUCUAUUUUAAAACAACGGUCAAACAAAGUUAUGGUUUUCGCACUCAUCUGGCACGCAUGUGCGUUUGAAAUCUAAUGAAGUGUAAUGCGAUGCGUACUUGUCUUUUAUGAAAUUGGCUCACAAAGAUAGAAGACAUUGGUUUUGAAAUAUUAUCACACAACCAUUCUCUCAUUCGUUAAAAGUUGUUAUCAGCUUGUGGUGAAAUAUGUCCAGGAUAACACGUCACGUUACUUAAUCACUUCAUCGAAACAAGUCUGUGUUGAAAUGAAUCGAAACCAAAUCCUUUUAAGGAUUCGUUAAAAAUAAAUACGCACCGGAAACGGCAGUUUCGAACUGAAACGAAAAUGUGUUCAAUGUAGUUUGGUGUGAUAAUUUGUCAGAUGUGUAGAACAUCAUUUUAGUUUUUUAUGGAUCGAUGCUGAUGAAAGAGAAAGGUAUGCUACAUGAGCAGACAGGAUUUGUUAUAAUAUACCCACCAUGGAAAGUUGUCUGAAACUUCAUUCUUAUAGAGAAAAUCGCCCGUAAGAGAAGCAUUUUGCGGCAUCAAAGUUUGAAUUGCGUAUGUGCCGAUAACACAAUGCAACUAAAGAAAUGAUAUGUAAUCAUUAUAAAAAAUCAUACUGUAAAUAGUAAACGUUAUUGUUGUAAUAAAAAUUAUAUGGACCUAGCAUGUACUAGGACAUAAGAAAAUGUAUUGUGUAGUUCCAGAAAAUAUCCAGACCCCCACCACGGAGGGAAUUUCACUUAGGACCCCCCCACCUCCCUGGAUUUUCCAUUUUUGCAGGGAACUGAUGACCCCCCACCCCCUCGAAAUUUCCACAAGUGUGACAAAGACCCCCCAACCCCUCUGGAAAAGUUUAUUUUCACGAAGAAAGACCAUUAAGUAGAAGAAUGAGGCCAUUUAUGGUAGGUAUGCAACGGUUUCCAUCAGAAGCUUGUAUGCUUCUGUUUCCAUUUAUUUGAGUGAUCUCCCAACAUUAAAACACACUACACCAACCACAAAGUAACCUGAUCCGCAAUUUUUGCUCAUCUCUUACUUUAAAUGAAGAGAAAGUUAAUAAGUCCGUUAUAUUUAUGAAUUUACCUUAAUCAGGGCAAGCUUACGAUUUGUUAUUCGUCUUCAUGGGCAUAAUGUUGAUAGAAUUAACGCCAUUUCGUGCGGGAAUGCAGAACAAGUCAAACUUACGACCACAAAAUUAAUGCAAAACAAAGAGAAGAAUAAAAACUCUGAAUUCUGAAAUGAUAACAAUGAAUGGCCCCUGCAUCUUGAAGGGAAACCAAGUUCAAUUUACUACUUUUCGAUCGACUGAGGCGACAUGAUGCGCGAUGGCCGUAUAAAUGUUUGGUGAAAUCGACACCAUUUCAGCGAGAAUUCGAUCAUGAACAUGCCACACCUUCAACCACAAAAGUAAGGGAAAAUGAAAAGGAGAAUAAAAACUCUACAUUUUGAAAUGGUUACAGUGUAUAACUUGUGCUUCGUGAGGCAAAAUUGCCACUCUACUGAACGAUCGACUGACGCAACGUGAUGUGUUGUACGCGUUUAUGUUUUGAGGGAGACUGGUAACGAGUAAUGGCGGCCAAACACACGAGCAUGCGAUAAAACGAGUUGUAGUCGGUCUAAUUCCUUUGAAAUUACAUCCAAAACGCUUUUGGAAGGAAGGAAACCUGGUUAAGAUCAAAAGAAACAAUCUUAAGUGAUAUAUUUCAAGUUAUUUACGUCCUAAAAAUGAUCUACCAGGUCGGUAAGAAGCAAUGUUCGAACUCAGGUUGAAAACGAAAAGAUAUUGACCCCCUGGAAAGUGAUUUUAUGGUCCAGCCCCCCUCCUUUCUGGAAUUUCCUGGGCCUCUGACCCCCACCCCCCUGGAAUUUCCAAUUCCCUCCGUGGUGGGGGUCUGGAUAUUUUCUGGAACCACACAUUAAUGAUUUUCAUUCAAAAACAGAUACUUCUCUUGUUAACAUUGCUCUCAGCUCAGGAGAGCCAAUUUCAGCAACGUGAAAACCUCAAAUCUGUUUUGCUUCCGGGGGCUUCUCCCCCUGGACCCCUAACGGGGCACUGCCCCUGUACCCCGCCCCCAGUGACGGUUACUUUCUCUUAUUCUCCUGCUACUUGAAAUCUUUUUGACAACCCUGGUUAUUGAUUGAUUUGAAUGAUCCUUAACAUUGGACUGGUCUGACCAGCCAGUUCUAACAAAAGGUAGGCAACCCUUAGGUUUCCUCUCAUAGUGCUUUUACGUAAUUGUACAAAACAAAAGACUGUGACAAAAAUGGCAACAUUAUUAUAAUGCCCUUUGUUUUACGUUCUCUCACUUGGCAGCAACCUCAUCUAUUUCUAUUGAAGUAAAAUUUUUCUUUUGAAUUUUCAACAUUUGUAGGGUUUUGAUGAGUAUAUGAAUCUUGUGUUGGACGAUGCUGAAGAAGUCCAUCUAAAGACCAAAAAGAGAAGACCACUUGGUAUGUUCAUGCCUGAGAUUAGAUACUAUUGAAAAUUAACUGUAAACUGCCAGAUAGACUCAGAGAUGUACUGGGUGACUUAAACUUUUAGCAGGAAGGUACUUUAUUACAUGAAAUUUUGGCGACACUUUAAUUUUGCGAAUUUAUCGAUUUUUCUUAAAAUGGCUAAAUUAAAAUGCACCAAAAUUAAGAGUUACUUAAUUAAGGUGAGCACAAUGUGAAAUCCAACCAUCUGGUCAGUUUCACACACAUAUGCUAUUUGAUGGUCAGUUAUGAUGUGUAUCAUUGACUUUGUGUGACAAUGUACCUUAAAAUGAGUGAGGCCAGCAUCAAGUUUGUAUUGUUCAAAAUCAAGUUUAGACAUUGCUGGGAAAGGUGGCAGAGACGUGUUGCUGUCUAUAAGUGCUUUAUUUCCUUCGUUGCUCUCAAGGCUUAAACUGUGUUUCUAUAGUUUUACAAGUUUCAGUUCCUUUUUAUUAUAUCCGAUUUCUAUAUUUUUAUUUUUUUAACAAAUCACAAUAAUUUUACUGUAGUGUGUGUUCACGUAGUGUUUCCAUUAUUUGUUUAUUACAUUUUUCUGUAUAAAUUAGCUUCUAAUUAGUAGUAGUACAUUUUGCAUUUUUAAAUGAAGAUAUGAUCGUUGCAGUGGUACUGCAAAUUAACCUGAAUAAAAUUUUGGGACUUCGGUGGCAUUCAAACCCAUGGCCUCUAUGUUAGCUCUGUAGUGCUCUAACCAAUUUGGCUAUUAGAAGCAGGCCAAUUUGUUGAGUUCAUCUGAACCCGUGUAUAGAAUGAAACAUGAAGAUGAUGUGAACUGUGGAAAUACAAAUUUUAAAAUGAAGACAUGAUAAGCGCAGUGGUAACUUCAAUUUUAGCAAUAUAUUGCAAAUUGAAUCCGGAAUUUUUUUUCGCGUUAAUUUGCAAUUGCUUAAAUUGCAAUUACCACUGUGAUGACCAUAUCUUCAUUUAAAAUUUGUAUUUCUGCAGUAGUUUUUUUUGAGUGUGCAUAACCAACAUAAUGUAUAUAAUAAAUUACAAUAAAUAUUUACUGUUCUGGUACAGUGUCCAGGUGAUAUUGUACCUUUUUCAUUUUAUAAAUCUUUAUACUGAUUUCCAUAUUUUUCCAUCUGUUAAUUUUAGGGAGAAUAUUAUUGAAAGGAGAUAACAUCACCCUUCUCAUGAACACACAACCAAGCUGA